This is a messenger RNA of Oldenlandia corymbosa var. corymbosa, 1647 nucleotides long. Lineage: Eukaryota; Viridiplantae; Streptophyta; Magnoliopsida; Gentianales; Rubiaceae. The record is from the annotation of a GenBank genome assembly.
AUGUCUCACACAAUCUUCCAGACCUCCAAAUUCACCGCCCCAACUAAAACCAAUCACCACCCGUCCUCCACCAGAACCUUAUCGUCCAAAAUUCCCUUUUUGCCCCCUUCCACUGUCCCUCUCUACCCUCUCUCCGCGCCGGCUCUCCGUAAGCUCUGCAAGUCUCUCGUAGUCAAAGCCUCGUGUUUGCCGCCGUCGCCGGAUUUUGUGGACGGUAAUAUUGGUAGUACCGGCUCAUCCGCGCACUUGGAGAGGUGUUUCCUAACUGAGCAUGGGGCGGCUCUGUCUUCUUCUUCAUCGACUACGGUGAUGUCUCUUCCUGUUAUGAAGAAAGAUUACGGAGCCUUUGGUGCUGUCACUUUAGAGAAAUCGAAGCUUGACAUGACCCAAAAGCAGACCAAGUCCAGCCCUGAGUUGGCAACCGGUGGAGGUGGUGGUGAUAUCGGAAAGAAUAUCAGUCAUGGAGGUGGUGAUGGAGGUGAUGAUGAUGGCGAUGAUGAUUCUUACUUUGAUGAUUUUGAUGAUGGUGAUGAGGGAGAUGAAGGUGGACUAUUUAGGAGGAGGAUAGUUUUCAAAGAGCUAUUUGAUCGUAAAUUUGUUGAUGCGAUUCUGAAUGAGUGGCAAAAGACAAUGAUGGAUUUACCGGCUGGAUUGCGGCAAGCUUAUGAAAUGGGUCUGGUGAGCUCUGUUCAGAUGGUGAGAUUUUUGGCCAUUAAUGCCAGACCUACUUAUUCAAGGGCCAUAUCACGGACGCUUCCUCAAGGACUGUCUAGAGCAUUCGUUGGCAGGAUGAUUGCAGAUCCCGCAUUUCUCUAUAAGCUACUUUUGGAGCAAGCUGCAACAAUUGGUUGCUCUGUUUGGUGGGAAGUGACUAAUCGCAAGGAGAGGUUAAAACAAGAAUGGGAUCUUGCACUUCUAAAUGUGUUAACAGUGACGGCUUGUAAUUCUAUUGUUGUCUGGUCACUUGCUCCUUGCCGGUCUUAUGGAAACACAUUUCGGUUUGACUUGCAAAAUACAUUGCAAAAGCUUCCGAACAAUAUGUUUGAGAAGAGCUAUCCUCUUAGAGAAUUUGACUUACAGAAAAGGUUACAAUCUUUCUUCUACAAGGCUGCCGAGUUGUGUAUGGUCGGGUUGACUGCAGGAGCUGUUCAAGGAUCAGUCUCAAAUUUUGCUGCUAGUAAAAAGGAGGGGAGGUUAUCAGUUACCGUUCCCUCUGUAAAAACUAAUGCACUUGGUUAUGGAGCUUUCCUUGGUUUAUAUGCCAACCUGCGCCAGCAGCUACUCUUUGGAUUAGAUAGAGCAGCAAUGAACUAUUUUGAUGUCAUUGGAGUGCCCCUUGUCUUAAGCAUGGGUUUAAGGAUCAUGAAUGUUCAAUUAGGAGAGACAUCAAGGCGAUCUUGGCUUGGCAUGGAGGCGGAUCCACUUGCCCAUUCAGAUGAUAUCCUCAAGGUGUACAAUCGGCCUGCAGAAAGUGUGAAGGACUCGGCUGAUUCUAAGUGGUUCAUAUCAAAAAAUGCCAUUAUUUCAGGACUUGGUCUUCUUGGCAUUAAAAAGGAAAAUGGCGAAUCUACAACGGAGGGCGAAACACCUUCUCCCAAGGUUCGCAGGAAGAGAGUUGUCAAGAAAAAGGUGGCUAGUAGAGUAUAG